Molecule: messenger RNA, 2766 nt
Organism: Maudiozyma saulgeensis
Lineage: Eukaryota; Fungi; Ascomycota; Saccharomycetes; Saccharomycetales; Saccharomycetaceae
Source: the annotation of a GenBank genome assembly
AUGAAAAAAUACAACACUUUAGAGGAAUUGGAUCCUAAUUGUGUUGUUGUCUUCAGCAAUGAACAUCAAAAUAAGAACAAUUUACUAGCAUUAUUGGAAGCAUUCACAAUUGAGAACACCAUUCCUAUCAAUUUAAGAUUUGAACACGGUUAUCAACCUACAACAGAUUAUUUGUUCUUACGUGUAGAUAGUCCCGAUAUUGACGUCUUUUUAACUACCAGUAUUAAAGAACUAACUUUUGUCAAAGAUAUUAUACCAUUAUAUGAUACAGAAAGAUCUAAAAAAUUAAAUUGGUUAUUUGAUAAAACGUUUAAGAAAAAUAUAAAAGCUUUACCAAGUGACGAUGAUUUAAAGCUUUUAACAAAUUUGACAAAUGAUCCAAAAUUAUCUUUAUAUUUUGCAUUUUUCAAAUACUAUAAUAAAUGGUUAGGUUAUUUGGCAAUUCCAGGGAUUUUCGUUUAUUACUAUUCUAAUGAUAACUCAUGGGAAUUUAAUACAGGUUAUACAAUUUUAAAUGUUGUAUGGUCUAUUGCAUUUAUUACGUCAUGGAUUUACAACAAACAAUUAUCUUAUGGGAAUCUAUUUGGCUCCUUUAAAUCAGUUUAUUCAAUAAUUGGUUUACCUGAUGGCUCUACUGCGGCAAAUUCGGUCACUUCAAGAACAUUUAUGAACCUAUUAUUUGUCCCUAUUCUUAUCUUAUUUGGUGUCUUAUUGAUGAUGUUUCAAUUCGCAUGUUUCUUAUUAGAAAUAUAUUUGACUCAAAUUUAUGAUGGCCCCAUGGUUGCCAUUUUAUCACUAUUACCAACUGUAUUAAUCUCUGUUUUUGUUCCAAUUUUAUCUUUGAUUUAUAAUAAGAUAUUUAUCGAACCAUUCAUUAAUAUUGAAAAACCAAUCAAUAAGGAAAAAUCUCGUAUUGAAAAAAAUUUUAUUAUUAAAUUUUGUUCAAGUUAUAUGCCUUUAUUAAUUACUUUAUUCGUUUAUCUUCCAUUAAGUUAUCUUUUCAAUUCAGAGAAAAAAUUAGAAUUAUCUCUAAGAGGAUUCCCAGUGAAGACUACAGAUUAUAUUGUUAAUACAAGUCGUCAUCAAUCGCAAUUUUUUUAUUUUAUUGUGACUAAUUCCUUGAUUCUAUUUGUCACUGAUAAUGUUGUUCCAAUCGUCUUAACUCGUUUAACCAUGAAGGCUACCGCUAAGAAGGAUGGUAUGAAACAACAUCAAGCCACCGUCGAAGCCAAAUUGAACCGUCAUGGUAGUAAAGAUCUAGAGAUUUGGAGUAUCGUUAGAGGUUAUGAGACUAGUGCAUGGGGUCAAUUUGAUACAGAUAUUAAUUUCCAAAAACUAGUCCUUCAAUUUGGUUAUAUUGCAAUGUUUGGUACAAUUUGGCCAAUUGCACCAGCUAUCUUAUUUCUUUUCAAUAUUAUUAUAUUAAAAGUAGAUUAUUGGAAAGUUACAAAUGUCACCAAACCAAAAUUAAUCCCUGGUGUUCUAGAUAUGAUUACCACUACCACAAUGACUAAUGGAGAAGAUAUUACUAAGACGAACGCUGAAAUGACACCAUGGAAUGGGGUUUUACGUAUUAUUGUUUGGAUAAGUACAUUAGUGACUCCAACAUUAACAAUAAUGUAUCGUUCAUGCUAUUUACCAGGUAUUGGUAAUACACCAAUUUUAAACAUUAAUAUGGAUAUUCAAGAUAAAUGGUAUAUUCAAAAUCCAAUUGUUUAUAAUUGGUCCACUAUUUUAAUUACUGCUGUCAUCACUGAACAUAUUGGAAUUGCAAUUUUUUUCAUCUUAAGAAAUAGAUAUUUAUCAAUUCAAAAACCUGUUAUAAUGGGAGGCUUUGUUCCAACUAUGAAAGGUGAAAUUAAUUAUAAUGAUACUAAAGAAUCAAAUAAGAUUGAAUCUAUUGAUGGUAAUUUAGCACCAAGAUCUCAGAUCAAUGAAUAUACCAAUGAGACCAAUGAAUUGAUCCAUAGAGAGAAUAAACGUACGGAGAGAGAAAAACAUUCAUCAUCUUCAUCAAACCUUAAGGACAAAUCACCAUCUGUUGGAAUCAUUGCAUCAUCUGAUUCUAGUUCAGAUACCACAUUACCACCAAAUUCAACAACACCUGAACUUUUAAAAGAUACAUCAAAUCUAGAUUUACAUAAAGUAUCAUCUGUUGAUUUAAGAGCUCCAAUAAAGGAUAUAAGUAAACUUGGUAGUUCUGAUUCUGAAAUUGCGGGAGCCACUGUACCAAAGAUGAUUCCUACAUCAAAAAAUUUUGAUUCAAGAAAUAAUUCUGAACAAGUUAUUGUCACCCCAACAACUUCAUCAUCAAUGCCUCAACAACCUCGAACCUCUACACCAUUAAAGAAUGUAGUUGCAACUGCUCAAAAUAGUAAACCUAUAGAAGACACCAAUACUGAUAAAAUUACCGCUGUUCCACAAAGAAGUAAUACGAAGAAAUCAGUUAAGAUUCAACCAUCGGUGUCAUCUAAUAGAUCGGUUACUAUAAAGGUUACUGAAGACAAGACGGACAAGGAUUCAUUAACACAACCACCGAGUAUCCAUAAGACCGCUCAACAGAUUAUAUCGCCCUCAAACCAGUCCUCGAUCAAGGAUACUCAAAGUAAUAACUCUGGUGCUAGACGUAAACAAGAUGUGUCUGUAAGCAGACAAACAAGUAAGCAAAUAAGACCUAAAUCCAUGGUUAUUUCAGAUCCACAACAACAGACGACGACAAAGAAGAAGAAGCGUGGUAUUCUAGGUAAGCUCAAGAAUGUUCUAUAG